Messenger RNA from Hippoglossus stenolepis (Pacific halibut), 3549 nucleotides. RefSeq lists its product as uncharacterized. Gene Ontology annotation, molecular function: protein binding. The transcript has 16 exons. The record is from RefSeq and is a predicted model, not a curated record. The coding region runs from base 43 to 2778 and encodes 911 amino acids. NCBI's taxonomy places the organism in Eukaryota, Metazoa, Chordata, Actinopteri, Pleuronectiformes, Pleuronectidae.
UGUUCAGCAGUAUAGCCGGUGUAUGGUCGGGCAGCCGCUGCAAUGGCGAGUGCAAACGCAGAGACGCUGCUGCAUCGUAGACGCCCCUGGAGAGAGCGCACUCGUCGUCUUUCGUGCAGGCUGUUCUGCUGCUCGUGUUUGCCAUGUGAGGAGAGGGAUUCUCUGCGGGAGCAGGAAAUGAAGAUUAAUGGGGGCCCUCAGCAUCCACACUUGGAUCAACGGGGAUCAGGUGAGAAGGAGGCUAUCCAGAUUACAGUGGAGGAUCUGGGGAUAGUUAACACCAGCUUCAGCCUGCUUGACGAGGACCCCCUGACCUCGCGGAACAGCAUGGCCCGCUCAGCGAGCUCUGUGUCUGUUUGCCCAAGGGCUCUGAAAAAGAAAGGGCUGAAGCCUCUGUCUUCACUCCCUAUACAGCUUCAAAGUGAACCAGCCAUGGCUUCUACUACUGGAGAAGAUGAUGAAGAAGAUGAAGAAGACCCACUGCUGUAUGACAGUGGCACUGACAGCACACCGGCCUCUGGAAGUCUCCUGACACCACCUGUCAUUAAUCUGAUUCCACCCAGUCCCUCUGACGUCGUUGACGACGACCAGUUCUUUGACAUCAACUCGGAGGAGAGUGUGGCACAUACAUCUGGCUGUGAUGGGAGCUUUGCUGCUGGUGACCAGGAGAGUUAUGAGGAGAAGAUGGAGAGUGUGGAAGCAGAGGAGCCGAAUGAAGGACUCCCAGUGGAUGAGAAUAAGGUCGGACUUGAUAACGCAGCUGAGCCGGAAGAGGGCCCAAGUGGUCGGUUUGAAGAGGAAGGAGAGUCCGUGCCAACCAAAGAGGAAACAAAGACCAGGAUCUUGCGUAGCGCCUACCAGGUGGCUCCACUCCCCGAGUACCCUCAGAGAAGAAGCUUCAACACUGGAAUAAAUCUUCUGUCUUUUACUGAGCACAACUUGGAUGACCCGAGCAACAGAGAUGUGAGCUGCUCUGACGUGCUGAAGGCCGAACUUCGACCUCACGCUGCCAACAUGGACACAGUCACUCACCGAAGGAGACCAAUAACUCGCUCCUGCAGUCUUGAGGACACAAUAACCAGGAGCGCCACCUUCCAUGCGUUCACCCAUACCACGGAAAAGGAUGAGGAGGGGUCGCCGCGACAACGACGCAGAACCAUCGCAUCAGUUCUGCCUCAGUCAAAGGAUCAGAAUGGAAACUUCCCUGAGAAGGAUGUGGACAGGCAAGUCGCCAAAUGUCUCAGGGAGCUGAACACAGAAGAAGUCUGCCAGUGGUUUACCAAUAUUGGACUGCAGAAAUGUCUCCCCUGCAUCAAAGACGCAAAGCUGUGUGGCGCAGACAUAGCUUCGGUAGACGUGAACACUUUGGACAUCCUCCACGUCACCUCACUCGAAGAUAGAGAGCAGCUGCUGUCGGCUAUUUACAAUGAGCUGCAUCCUCCCAGCACCAUCACCCAGAGACUGGACUCUCUGCUGGAAUCCUCAGGUCCCAAUAAUGUUGAGACGUUCACUGCAACGUUGGUUUCAAUGAGCAAGUCUACGUCUGCUCCUCACAUGAGCUGCCUCAGCAUGAAUCGACGUUCCCUCAAACUCAGAAACAACAGCCAGAACUACAUGGUGCAGAAGAAUUCUCAGCUCAUAGAGAUCACUAUUAAUGCAUCAGAGCGGAUCGUUCAUCUUAGAACCCCAAAGGAAACAGCGGUGGGGAAAAUCAUGGAUUCCUGUAUCAAAAUGCUGGGCGUGACAGAAGAUAAAAGUCUAUUCGCACUGAAGGAAAAGCAAGGCUCUUCAGAGGAGCUCCCACCAGAUCAGCAGAUCGGGAGUCUACUUACAUCGACGUCAGAGAACAGACAGUUGGAGCUGCAUUUGUGUAAAAUGGAGAAACCAACCGCUGCCUCCCCGAACAGCCCAGAAGUCGGCAACUCCAAUGGAAAUGGUAACACCAACAAAAACAUCCAGGGGAACCAGCUGGCUAAAGAGGAGAGGAUUAGAGAGCUAAACCAACAAGUGGACUCACUACAGAACGUCAUCUUUCAGGUCCAGGAGCUCCACCACGGCCUGGUAGCGUUUUGUUCCGAGUUAAAGAACAUGGAUGGAGAUGUGAAUGUGGACAGGCUUGGCUCAGUCGAGCUGAAGCAGAGGCUGGAGUCGCUCAGAAGUAAACUGAACGACAAGAGGCAGAGUCUGCAGAACCUCAGAGACAACAUUAAUAACUCCGCCGCUCUUAAGAAGAAACAGCUGGAGGUCCGUCUCUUGGAGAAGAUGAAGCUGAACUGCCAAGUGUUCAAGGAGGAAAUCUCCAUGGUGCACCUCAACCGACAGGUGGCUCACCUGCAGAACGCUCUGCAGGAAAGCAAGGAGAAAACUCGGAAAAAGAGUGUGGCCAUCGGCAGCCUGAGCCAGCUGGUGUCACAACAGUCUCCGGCCAUGCUGCUGCUGGUGCAGGAGAACCAGGGCUCUGAUGGACGUUAUGGCUUCGCAUGUGGCUACAGAGAAGGCAGCGGACUGGUGGUGGACAAGGUGGACAACACGCACCUUUGUGUAGAUGACAGACUGGUGGAGGUGAACGGUGUGCCGGUAGUCAACUUCACACAGGAAGAACUGACUGACCUCCUGCUGCAGGGACCCAGCGCUCAAAUAGUCGUCCUCCGCCAGCCUCCGCCCACGCUCACCUGCCAGCCGCACCUGGUCCCCCCCGAUCCAAUGCAAACAGUCUGCCCAGAGAGCGAUGUGGUCGCCAUGGAAACCCCUCCACGACGAAAAGUGAUGGCCAUCUGAUGACACAGCGGAGAGGAACGAACAGUCACGAUGAGGAUGUUAAUGUUAAAUUGUAAAAGUUAAACGGUUUAAAUGAGUUGUCGUAUUGUAAAUGACAUAAUGUAAAAUGCCAUAGCAUCUUUGUUGUUUACCUCCAUAUGUGAACUGGUUUAUUGUAUUGAUGUUCUUCAUAGAUUGUUGCCAAAUGUAUUUUAGUAAGGGAUGUCAAAUAGUAAUGCGGCAGUUUUGUGUGUUUUCUAUCUUCCCCAUAUGUACAUCACUUUGUUCUUGGUAGAUAGUAAUGUAUAAUCCACAUUGGUUUAAUGUAUGUGCAGAGCAAUGCCUAUGAAAAACAUGUUUUUGGAAAAAGAAAAGGAGGGAAUUAUAUUCACUACUGCACUUUUUUCUAUUUGGCUCUCUCCUGGCUCCACAUCAUAUUUGUGGCAUGAGGGAAUAUGAAAAGGAAAAAGAGGAAACACAGAUGCAGAUAGAGCUUCGCUCCCGUGGACAUGUGAUAAGCAUCCAGCAGACUUCUUUUUAAGCAUCCAGCAGACUUCUUCAACAACACCGCGAGCCUCUGCAACUUCUUAAAGAACUGGAUAGAAACUAUGUGACAUACUGUAAAGACACGUCUGCAAAAUCUGUAUCAUGUUUGCAAGCUCUCUCUUUGCAGAAUAGACACCAAGAUGGACUGGAGUGUUCGGAGUUGCGUCUCCCCCCUUUGCAUGUUGUAAUGUAAUCCACAGUGCUGUCGGAAUUAAACCCUUGGGCCCGGAAAUGCCUCAUUUCUCA